This is a messenger RNA of Oenanthe melanoleuca, 4411 nucleotides long. RefSeq names its product VPS26 retromer complex component B (gene VPS26B). The record is from RefSeq and is a predicted model, not a curated record. Gene Ontology annotation, biological process: retrograde transport, endosome to Golgi; intracellular protein transport. Gene Ontology annotation, cellular component: retromer complex; endosome. The transcript is spliced from 6 exons. Lineage: Eukaryota; Metazoa; Chordata; Aves; Passeriformes; Muscicapidae. Bases 300 to 1310 code for a protein of 336 amino acids.
CGCGGUGCGCGGUGCGCGGUGCGCGGUGCGCGGUGCGCGGUGCGCGGUGCGCGGUGCGCGGUGCGCGGUGCGCGGUGCGCGGUGCGCGGUGCGCGGUGCGCGGUGCGCGGUGCGCGGGUCCCGCCGCCGCCGCCCCGGCAGCGCUGCCGCAUUGCGGCCCCCCAUCGCCGCCGCUUCCCCGGUUCUUGCCCCGGUCACUUCCCCGGCGACAUCGCCUCCCCGCGCAGCCCCGCCGCGGCUGCGAUCCGCCAGCGGGGCCGCGGGUCCGCCCGCGCCGCUCCGCGUCGCACCGCGGGGCCAUGAGCUUCUUCGGGUUCGGGCAGAGCCCGGAGCUGGAGCUGGUGCUGAGCGACGCUGAGAGCCGGCGGCGGGUGGAGCACAAGACGGAGGAAGGCAAGAAGGAGAAAUACUUCCUCUUCUACGACGGCGAGACCGUGUCGGGGCGGGUGGUGCUCACCCUCAAGAACCCCAACAAGCGGCUGGAGCACCAGGGCAUCAAAGUGGAAUUCAUCGGGCAGAUCGAGCUCUACUAUGACCGAGGGAACCACCACGAGUUCGUGUCCCUGGUGAAGGACCUGGCCAGACCUGGGGAAUUCACUCAAUCACAGACAUUUGACUUUGAGUUCACUCAUGUGGAGAAACCCUACGAGUCCUACACGGGGCAGAACGUGAAGCUACGGUAUUUCCUCCGUGCCACCGUGAGCCGCCGGCUGAACGACGUGGUCAAGGAGAUGGACAUCGUUGUGCACACCCUGAGCACCUACCCCGAGCUCAACUCCUCCAUCAAGAUGGAGGUGGGCAUUGAGGACUGCCUGCACAUCGAGUUUGAGUACAACAAGUCCAAGUACCAUUUAAAAGAUGUGAUUGUGGGGAAGAUCUACUUCCUGCUGGUGCGGAUCAAGAUCAAGCACAUGGAGAUAGACAUCAUCAAGAGGGAGACGACGGGCACGGGCCCCAACGUGUAUCACGAGAAUGACACCAUAGCCAAGUACGAGAUCAUGGAUGGGGCACCUGUGAGAGGAGAGUCCAUUCCCAUCAGGCUCUUUCUGGCUGGCUAUGAGCUGACUCCAACCAUGAGGGACAUCAACAAGAAGUUCUCUGUGCGUUAUUACCUCAAUCUGGUGCUGAUAGAUGAGGAGGAGAGACGCUACUUCAAACAGCAGGAGGUGGUGCUGUGGAGGAAAGGGGACAUUGUGAGGAAGAGCAUGUCGCACCAGGCUGCCAUCGCGUCGCAGCGCUUCGAGGGCACAUCCUCGCACGGCGAGGCCAAGGCGGCCGGGCCAACAGCGGAGAACAACGGGCGGCAGUGAGCCCGGGGGCACAGGCCCAGCACGGCGGCACCGAGCAGGAGAUGCUCAGAGACUGCACAGAAACCAAUUCCCGAUCUUGACUUAUUCCUUUCUUCCAAGGACGGCUGGGCUAGGAUGGGGCGGGAGGGCUGGUGGCGCUUCCCAGUCCAUCCUUUCUGGAGCUGGGUGUGAGGCUGCUCUGAGGCUGUUCUGGAGCUGCUGGCACUUCGCAAUCCAUCAUUCCUCUGGAGCUGGGUGUGAGGCUGCUCUGAGGCCCUUCAGGAGCUGCUGGCACUUCCCAAUCUAUCAUGCCUCUGGAGCUGGGUGUGAGGCUGCUCUGAGGCCCUUCUGGAGCUGCUGGCACUUCCCAAUCCAUCAUUCCUCUGGAGCUGGGUGUGAGGCUGCUCUGAGGCCCUUCUGGAGCUGCUGGCACUUCCCAAUCCAUCAUUCCUCUGGAGCUGGGUGUGAGGCUGCUCUGAGGCCCUUCUGGAGCUGCUGGGCACUUCCCAAUCCAUCCAUUCUAGAGCUGGGUGUGAGGCUGCUCUGAGGCUGUUCUGGAGCUGCUGGCACUUCCCAAUCCAUCCAUUCUAGAGCUGGGUGUGAGGCUGCUCUGAGGCCGUUCCAGAGCUGCCUGCUCUCCUGUGUGCCCCGAGAAGGACACAGCACCUGAGGCCCAGCCUGCACUUCCCCCGUGAGGAGGCUGCUCUGGGGCUCAGUAGGAUGGAUAUUUUUUCUUGCCUUUCCGAAAUCUUCCCUGGGGAAAACAGCCCGGUGAUUAGCUGGAUGCUGGAGGAGGGAUCAGAGACUGGCGUGGCCUGCUGGGAAUCUUGUGAUGUCGUCCCCUCGCUGCUUCCCCUUGUUCCUCGUCAUGCUGGCGUUGGAUUCCUUGCCAGGAGCAGCUGGAUGGUGGAGGUGGCUCAGCCCUGGGACUGACUGACUGCCAGCCAGCCCUGGCAGCACGGGCUGGGCCGUUCUGUGUCCCACCAGGAGCUGGGGCUGGUAGGAGGGACUGAGAUGUGUGGGUGCAGGAGGAGGUAGCACGGGGUGGACAGAGCAGUGAUGGUCCCAGUGCUGCUGGGUGGGCAACAAGUGGGGGCAGGAGGGCUCCUGGCCACGAGCUGUGCCUUCCUAGUCUUGUUCUGGCAGCUGUCUGAGUUCUUCCAAGAUCCACACUGGCUGCUAGGUGCUGGUGUAGAGAGCAGUUCUGGAGCUCUUGGGGGCUCUCCUGUGGGUGGGGUUGUGCUGCACAUGCUGCUCUGCCUGUGUCUGUGUCCUUGGGACAGAGCAGGCUUUGUGUAGGGACAGACAGCAGCAUGGGGACACGUGUGGGGUUUGCUGCCUUGUGCCUACAGGACAAGGAUUAGUGGGGACAGAAGGUGGAUGCAGUUCUUGUGGGAAACUCAAACAGUCCUAUGUGGGCUGCUGGAAGGAGCCAAGCAGCGCCUGGAAGGGUGGCAGAGCUCUGAUUCCAGACACACAUUCCUGAGGCCUGAGCAAGUCACCAGUGAGGUCUGAGAGCAUGCAAUGAACUGAGAACCUGAAUGUGGGUUUUCUUUUUUUUUUAAAUAAACUGUUUUUAGCCUUCAGCUAAGUAGACUCAUGAGAACAUUCCCAGAAGGAAGUCACUCCUCCAUUAAAAAUCAGAUGUGGCUUUGUAGGCAUGAUUAACUGAGUUUGGAGAAUAUCCAUGCUGUUCAGCUGCCCUUCAGCAAGCAGGUGCUGGGACCUCAUACCCGAGGGAGAGACAAGCCUGCACUAAGUGCUGGGACCUGAGCUCUGUAUGGUGGGAUUUGUCUGGAUUUCCCUGAGUUUGUGGCUUGCUAGUUUGUCCAGCUUCUUUCUGGCUCUGGAAUCAAGUUCCUCUGUCCUACAGCUGAAUGUAGAGCAGGUGUCUUGCAGCUGGGAAAUGGAAGUUUCUGCUUUGUUCAGUGGAGGGAGUGGGGCUGGGGUGGGAAGGGGAGCUUUUUAUGUAAUGACAGCUACUGUAUUUCAGUGAUGUGUGUUUCUGCUUGCCAAAGUAAGUUAUCUUUCCCUCACCACAUGUAAGGUUGUGGUUUUUAGUAGAGCUGGCCAGUCUGGCUCAUUAGAGGACACUAAUGCUCUCAUCUCUGCUGAAUGCUCCUGUCACCCCGUGGUUCUGCUGUGCACCCCAGAGAUGUGGCUUGUCCCCCACGGGGAGUCUGUGCCAAGGGCUGGGACUGUGUCUUCCCAAGGCUCAAACAUUCACUGCAGACAGCAAUCACCUUGCUGUGCCAGGGCUGGGGACCAUGGCAAAGGACCUGGAUUCACUUUGGACACUCCUCCCUCCCUCAGGGGAGCUGGCUGUGCUGCAGCCAGGCACAAUCCUUUAGGGACAAGUGAAGCUCCUUUGGGAGCCCUUGGGGAUAAUAAACUAUCCUAUGGCUGAGCUGAGCACAGCAGCGCCCUUACAACCUUCUUAAGCUUCUCUUCAGCUCCCUCCUUGUCUUUAUUCCUUUAUUCCCUUUAUUCCCUUUAUUCCCCUGAAUUGUAGGCCAUGUGGUGGGAAAGAAACCCCCUGGAUGGAGAUGUCUCUGCAUUCCAGGAGUGGUUUUUUUCCUGCCUGACUGGUUGUGAGAUCACUGCCUGGCUGUUCAACAUCUGUUCAUCAUUCCUGGAGGGUUCCCUUGGAAAAGGUGCAUGAGCCUGUACACUGAUUUGGGGGUUUUUCCUACUUUGUCCCCUCUCCCCUGUGUCCCUGUGUGUAGAACCAGAAUUCAGAAAUUAUUCCCAUUUUUACUGAAUCUGAUGGACCAUUCAUUAGCCACUCUGUCUGGGGUGGAGCAGAUGUGCUAGGCAUCCUUAGAGAGAAGCUGGGGUCACCCCAGGACAAGGUACUCUAGAAUAGUGUUUUGUGAGCAUGUGAAGGGGCAGAUGCUCCUCAAGCAGCCAUGUCCCCCCGAGCUGGUGGUUCUGUGCUGUACUUGGGUCAUUCCCUCUCUCCCAGGCAGAGGGGAGUGGGCAAGUACAAGCAGUGCAACUUGUAAUUAAGCCUCUGCUGUGUUUACAUGUUUCUUAAUUCGUCGUCUUUUCAAUGGCUGUAUUUUAAAACUUGGGGUUUUUUGUCUCUCCAAUUAAAAAGAGCCAGCCCUGGCUGUCAAAUG